AUGCGCGUUGAUACCCUUCUUGGAAGGCAGUCCGACUGCAUCCAAUGCCCAGAUCCCGCGCCUUGCGCAUGUGCCGCCAACCAGGAGUGCUUUCGUAUCAACAGGUUGGGCCCUCUUCGUUCUCUCUAUUUAUUCUGCUCUUUAACUUUACUUUUAAGGGAUUGUUAUACAUGCAGUCAAACUAAAUGUGUAACAACGCAAGGGUCCAAUAGCAAGUCUUCGGGCGGUGUUAGCAAAGGUGCACUAGCUGGUGGAAUUGUUGGCGCUCUCCUCUUUUUCGCCAUUGCCAUUUUUUUAUUCCUCAGAUUUCGCCGAACGGCACGAGUUAGGAAAGCCUUGGUUUCCCGCGAAACUAAGAAAGACGUUCCAGUUCCGGCUGAAACCGUGCUCAAUCGGCCUGAUCCAACGGAAAAGCCUACUCCUCUUUCAGAUUAUAACAAUGUCAGAGUUUACUCUGCGACGUCGAACGCAACCGUCGAUGUCGGUCCAGAAGCACAAUCGUCGGUACCCCGCCCACCAUACACUUACGCCCACCAAGCUGGCCUUGCCAACCCCUUCGAUGACACGAAUUCCAUUCAAACGGCGGGUUCGGAGGGCACAAAUGUUAUACCCAUUGCUUUCGUACCAGCUGAUUCUCACCGUUCACCUCGGUCAGACGCUCAAACCCUUCCCUUAGCAACCUCCAUUCACCCAGUUCGACCCACUCGCUCACCUGAUCUUAACCUUAAUUUGGAUCAUGUCAAUGUCUCCAAUGAUAACCUUCGCACGGUGAACCCAUAUGCAACCUCCAUGCUUUCGGGUAUCUCAGGCAUCUCGAGAAAUUCAUACAUGUCGAAUGCAAGCUACUCAAGCGAUUUCCUGAAUGAAGCUCCGAUGAUCAUGAUGCCGACCAAAGGUGCAGUCCGUCAGGUUCUGGGUGUUGUCAAGGCCGAGGUGAUCAAUGCUGGGUCCAUUUCCCCUAACCCUUCUUCGGACAAUCUCAAGGUACCGACUUCCACCUUUGUCGCUAGGCCGUCUGUAGGUUCCCCUCUGGCAUCCACCUCAUUCGGUCCUGCAGAUGUUCCCAAGGAAUCAGACGAAAGUCUGGAGGUUCACGACCCAUUUAGUGACAGGCAUUCUUCUCUCAUCACCCAACAUUUCGCAUCACCGUCUCCUUCUACAACAACAUUUGGUCAGACCCCAUCUGUGCCGGACCGAGAACUCUCUUCUCCAGAUUGGGCUCCCAGCGAUCAUAAUUUACCCUGGGCUCAAUCUGGGGAGCCCAGUCGCCCAUCGAGCAUGAGUACGCAAGCAGGGUCGGUCAUAAACAUUAGCAGUGCCACUCGAGUCAACGUCGGUCUCAGAACACUGGGGAGUGGUGCCACACCUCGCUCGCCAUUCAGGACAACCAUGGGAAGACUAAUCAGUCCUUCGUCAGCUGCUUCGGGGACCCUCCAAGAACAACAACAGAGAGCUCUUGCACAUGCACAGGCCCAAGCGCAGGCGCAAGGCCUCGACAAGAGACGACCCAUCUCUGGUUCUUCUGCAAUGUCAGCGGCGUCAACGCGUGCCGACUCGAUCCUGGAAUCGUUCCCGUUCGUGCCACCAUCACCAAUUUCUGACCGUCCCAUACGGUCCCCUCCAGUCUCCCCGCUGGCUGACCAGUCCUUCGUCAACGGUCCAAGUUCUCCACUGGCACAACAUUCAUUCACUGUCGCCCCUCCAUCACCUUUAGCUCAUGAGUCUUCCAAUCCCCUUCCCGCCCCGCCUAACAGACGGAUGCUUGGUCUUUCCACAGUAUCCCAACUAUCGACAGCAUCGUCAGGUUUGGGAUCAUUCCCUUUCCAGAUUGACUCCGGUACCAGUGCCGAGAGCAGCAAUCACCCACCUUCUGCAUUCAACGGUCGUCAACGGGCGAGUCUAGACACCCUCGCCCUCACCAGCGACCUUUCCUCAUACCCCUUGGGCUUUGACCAAGACACCCUUUCUAUGCCGAGUCAACGCUGA
Messenger RNA from Laccaria bicolor S238N-H82, 1986 nucleotides. RefSeq lists its product as uncharacterized. NCBI's taxonomy places the organism in Eukaryota, Fungi, Basidiomycota, Agaricomycetes, Agaricales, Hydnangiaceae. The record is from RefSeq and is a predicted model, not a curated record. The transcript has a single exon. Bases 1 to 1986 code for a protein of 661 amino acids.